AUGCCCGCCGCCGUGAAGGCCCUCAUCCUGCUGGCGCUGGCCGCCCUGACCGGCCUGGCCGCGGCCAAGAAGAAGCCGAGCGCGCCGCUGGGCAGCAAGCUCAUCUUCCAGUGGGUCGAGAUGGAGCACUGCCCCGAGACCUUCGACAUGAACGCCACCUACGAGCUCAGGUACAUGCGCAACGGCGACGUGUUCGCGGACACCACCUUCCACGUCCGGAAGCCCGCCCAGACCAUCACCAAGUUGCGACAGAUCAUCACGUCGUGCACGGAGGCCGGCGCCGAGUGCGAGCACUUCAUGACCUGGGACUCGCCCAUGGAGGGCUGCGCCUUCAUCUCCGCCAAGCACGCCGUCUGGUCGCCCACCUUCGUCAACAUCAAGCCGCCCUUCUUGUGCCCCAUCGCCACCGGACUCUACGUCAACAAUAACUGGACCGUUGACAAGAACCUGCUGAACCUACUGCCCUUCCCUCGGAACCACCUCUACAAAGACCGCGUGGAGAUGUGGAACGAAAAAAACGAACUCUUCUGGUGCUUCAUCUUCCACUUGAUAUUCAAACUGUACAAACCGCGAACUUAACCCCCCAAAAAGAACAAAGAGAACAAAAAUAUAGUCUUAUUGAAAUAUUUGUCUGUUUAGUCUGUAUUAGUUUAAGGAUGCGGCAAUAAGAUUCAAUGUGCAAAUGAUUUUAUUGGCAACUGCACUUACAUUGUCGAAUUACAGUGCACUGCAAUAAA
Thrips palmi is the source of this 737-nucleotide messenger RNA. RefSeq lists its product as uncharacterized. The record is from RefSeq and is a predicted model, not a curated record. The transcript has 4 exons. Bases 1 to 579 code for a protein of 192 amino acids. Lineage: Eukaryota; Metazoa; Arthropoda; Insecta; Thysanoptera; Thripidae.